Molecule: messenger RNA, 2834 nt
Organism: Cornus florida
Lineage: Eukaryota; Viridiplantae; Streptophyta; Magnoliopsida; Cornales; Cornaceae
Product: BEL1-like homeodomain protein 1
Exons: 7
Coding region: 486-2567 (693 amino acids)
Biological process (GO): regulation of transcription by RNA polymerase II
Molecular function (GO): DNA-binding transcription factor activity, RNA polymerase II-specific; RNA polymerase II cis-regulatory region sequence-specific DNA binding
Source: RefSeq, a predicted model, not a curated record
CACUUGUUCAUUAUCGUCGUCAUCGUCAUCUUCCUUCUUUAAUUAACUAAUUGGUGUAUCUAAGCCCCCUUAGUGGAAGAAGACGUUUCCUCGUUUUUCAGCUGUUUGUAUCUUCUGACACACUUUGAAACACACACAAACACAUCUACAUCUCUCUCUUUCUUUGUAGCUCAUCAAAGCAGCCUGCCAGCAUCAAAAUCAUAUGAUUUUUAAAGCUGGAGGGUCAAAUCACUGAACUUCCCUGUUUUUAUCUAUACCCAGAUGAUGAUGGUGAUGAUAGAGUCAUAGACCACGUGCACACUCAGAUUUCCAUCACACCAGGAUUUAUUGUCUCACCACUCUACUGUUGUUACUGUAAAAAACCCCUACACUUUUUACAGUUGUCUUAGCAAAUGGGUUGAAUACCCUCCCAGUCAAACAGUGAUAUAAGGUGUGUCUGUCACUCUGUUUUGUAUAUAUACGGAGUCUUAUUCAUUCAAAGAUCGAUGGCGACCUACUUUUAUGGAAAUUCAGAAAUCCAAGGUGAUGGGUUACAGACGCUGAUUCUCAUGAAUCCUGGCUACGUUGGAUACUCUGACACUGAACCACCGCAGCCGCCACCAGGAAACUUCGUUUUCCUAAAUUCCGCCACAUCCGGGAACUCUCUCAACCCAACAAACUUACCUCACGCGCCGCCCCAUCACACCCAACAAUUGAUUGGCAUACCACUUCCGUCCACUGGUCCUGCCUCGUCCCAGGAUCAUCACCCUACAUCCGUCCAUUCCCACCACCAAAACAUCUCCUCCGCACUCCACGGUUUCAACCCGCGCUUCCAGUACAACAUAUACAACGCAAUUGACCCCACGGCGGAGCGUGAUGCAACACGCGCUCCGCAAGGACUGUCUCUGAGCCUCUCCUCGCAGCAGGGGUCGUACAGGGCCGAACGUGAAGUACCAUCUCAAUCCACCGUCCCCGCAAUUUCACCUACUAGAGGUGAUGAUAUGCGGGUUUCCGGCGGAUCGCCUUCUUCGGCUUCGGCUAUUUCCAACGGUGGUAGUGGCAUGCAGAGUGUACUGUUGAGUUCUAAGUACUUGAAGGCCGCACAAGAACUUCUUGAUGAAGUUGUUAAUGUCGGCAAGAGUGUGAAGUUUGAAUCCGGCAAGGGGACUAAUGGCCAGACUGCCAAGACAAUCGGAGAAUCCUUGGCUUCUGCGUCGUCGGUGGCCGUGACAGGAGAAGGACUGAGUGGUGGAGAGACAAAGUCUGAGCUUACAACGGCGGAGAGACAGGAAAUUCAGAUGAAGAAAGCAAAACUUCUCAACAUGCUUGAUGAGGUGGAGCAGAGGUACAGACAAUACCAUCACCAGAUGCAGAUUGUAAUCUCCUGGUUCGAACAAGUGGCUGGAACUGGCUCUGCAAAAACAUACACGGCUCUAGCAUUACAGACAAUUUCAAAGCAGUUUCGGUGCCUAAAAGACGCAAUAACAGGCCAAAUUCGAGCUGCAAGCAAGAGUUUAGGGGAAGAAGAUUGCUUGGGAGGUGGGAAGCUUGAAGGUUCUAGGCUCAAGUUUGUCGAUCAUCAGCUUCGGCAGCAAAGAGCUCUACAACAGCUGGGAAUGAUCCAGCACAAUGCAUGGAGACCCCAGAGAGGAUUGCCUGAGCGAGCUGUUUCUGUCCUUCGUGCUUGGCUUUUCGAGCACUUCCUCCAUCCUUAUCCCAAGGACUCGGACAAACACCUGCUCGCAAAACAAACAGGACUUACCAGGAGUCAGGUGUCUAAUUGGUUCAUAAAUGCUCGAGUUCGGCUUUGGAAGCCAAUGGUUGAAGAAAUGUACUCCGAGGAGAUGAAGGAUCAAGAACAGAAUGGAUCUGAGGAAAAAAGGAGCAAAAGCGAACAUAAGGAAGAUUCGUCAUCAAAGUCCAUUGCUCCGCAAGAGAAAAUUGCUGUGAUGGAAAAUCGAAACAAUAGUUUCAAGUCCAAACAAAACGAUCCCACAAACCAGAAUACUUCUCCAGUUUCAACAUCUCCCACAGGUGUAAAUUUUCGAAACCAGUCUGGUUUCACUCUUAUCAGGUCACCAGAAACAGAAGGCAUGGCACAAGGGAGUCCCAAGAAACCAAGGAACGCCGAAAUGUUGCAGUCCCCAAACAGUGUUCCGUCAAUGGGCAUGGAUAUCAAAGCCAGUGAGGCUAACAAUGAACAGAUGUCGAUGAAUUUUAGCAAUGAGAUGCAGAGCAGAGAUGGUUUUACUUUAAUGGGAACCCCAACAAACUUCAUUGGAGGAUUUGAGUCAUACCCUAUGGGGGAAAUUGGAAGAUUUAACGCUGAGCGAUUCCCAGGAACAUACUCCGGCAAUGGUGUUUCUCUUACCCUUGGUCUCCCACACUGCGAAAAUCUCUCUAUUUCAGGAGCCCAUCAAACUUUUCUCCCUAACCAAAACAUCCAACUGGGAAGGAGACUCGAAAUGGGCGAACCAAAUGAGUUUGGGACCCUAAACACUCCAACAUCUUCUCACUCAACAACCAUUUAUGACAUGCAGAAUCGGAAAAGUUUUGCAGCGCAGUUGUUGCCAGACUUUGUGGCCUGAUGAGUAAAACCAGGUAAUGGUGAAGAAAGAGGCAGAAAGGGAAACUGCAUUGUACUGCAACGAAAGAAGCAGAUUUACGUAGUAUAGGUCUAUACUUUGCUUAGAACCAUUGAGUUCUUAUUAGCAGUUUAGGAUUUUAAAACAUAUGUUUCAGGAUUGUAUAUUAUUUUUGUUUCUGAUAGAUGGAUUGUUGUAAUGAUUGUGAAACAUUAGUUACUUGGGUGGGGGUAUAGAAAUGAAUAUUGGUUUUAACUGAAUUUGUGUAAA